GUUCUGAUCUGUGUUAUCGCGAGAACUGUCCCGCUGUAUAAAUUCUCUGCCAGAGCUUGUCACUCAAAGCACUUUUCUAUCUCUCCCUUGCGUGGUGUGUUCAAAGCUAAGACUGAAGAUGUCUGCAGGAAAGGCACAGAUCGGGAAGUUGGCCCCAGACUUCACAGCCAAAGCGGUGAUGCCAGACGGACAGUUCGAUGACGUAAAGCUGUCAGACUACAGAGGGAAAUAUGUCGUCUUUUUCUUCUAUCCGCUGGACUUCACUUUUGUGUGUCCGACUGAGAUCAUCGCUUACAGUGAUGCUGCUGACGAUUUCAGGAAGAUCGGCUGUGAGGUCAUCGCUGCCUCUGUCGACUCCCACUUCUCCCACUUUGCAUGGACCAACACGCCGCGUAAGCAGGGCGGGUUGGGGGCCAUGAAGAUUCCCCUGGUUUCUGACACAAGACGCACCAUCUCCACAGAUUACGGUGUCUUAAAAGAGGAUGAGGGCAUCGCCUACAGGGGUCUGUUCAUCAUUGACGACAAGGGCAUCCUGAGACAGAUCACCAUCAACGACCUCCCAGUGGGACGCUGUGUUGAGGAGACCAUGCGUUUGGUCCAAGCUUUUCAGUUCACCGACAAGCACGGAGAAGUCUGCCCGGCCGGCUGGAAGCCAGGAAGUGACACCAUCAAACCAGACGUCCAGAAGAGCAAAGACUUCUUCUCCAAGCAGUAAUAAACCCAGGGCCAGAGUCUGCAGCCUGCUGUAAGAGAUUUCAUUAGAGAUUACUUUUCCAGACAACAAUAUUUAAGACAGCUGCUGUGCCUGCGGGGGAUUGGUUCAAACACUUUUUUUUUUUUUUUGUGUUGUUGUAAUUAUGCUGUGUGUCUUAUUGUCUGUGGGGUUUAAUAGUGCACUUGUGACCAAAGUAUGUCAUUGUGUUGUUAAGUUGUGGUAAUUUAACUGUACACCUGCUCAAUGUCUGUUUUCUCUUUCCUACCAUUCCUUACAAUUAUGAAAAGAGAAGGACCACACAAGCUUUUUUAUUUGCAGGAAGCCACAAAACGCACACUCUGAUGUGUUUUUGUUACUUUUCCUUUUUUUUUUUACAGUGCACAAACCACGUUCUUUUAUCACAAUAAAGAUAACGCUUUAUAA
Labrus bergylta (ballan wrasse) is the source of this 1138-nucleotide messenger RNA. It is a transcript of the gene prdx1, whose product is annotated as peroxiredoxin 1. Gene Ontology annotation, cellular component: cytosol. The record is from RefSeq and is a predicted model, not a curated record. Gene Ontology annotation, molecular function: thioredoxin peroxidase activity. Lineage: Eukaryota; Metazoa; Chordata; Actinopteri; Labriformes; Labridae. Gene Ontology annotation, biological process: cell redox homeostasis; cellular response to stress; leukocyte activation.